Molecule: messenger RNA, 606 nt
Organism: Sinocyclocheilus anshuiensis
Lineage: Eukaryota; Metazoa; Chordata; Actinopteri; Cypriniformes; Cyprinidae
Product: 39S ribosomal protein L4, mitochondrial-like
Exons: 6
Coding region: 1-561 (186 amino acids)
Biological process (GO): translation
Cellular component (GO): ribosome
Molecular function (GO): structural constituent of ribosome
Source: RefSeq, a predicted model, not a curated record
AUGAGAAGCCAUGCAAAAGUCAAAUCAAGAGCUGAAGUCAGCGGUGGAGGCAGGAAGCCAUGGAAUCAGAAAGGAAGUGGCCGGGCACGACAUGGAAGCAUUCGUUCUCCACUGUGGAGAGGAGGAGGAGUAGCUCAUGGUCCUCGGGGACCAAGCAGCUAUUAUUACAUGUUGCCCAUGAAGGUGCGAGUGCAAGGGCUGAAAAUCGCCUUAACGGCCAAGCUGGCUCAGGAUUAUCUUCAUAUUGUGGACUCACUGGAGAUUCCCACUCCAGACCCCCACUACCUGCUGGACCUGGUCAAACACAGGCAGUGGGGGGAUUCAGUCCUCAUCGUUGACGUAGGUGAUGAAUUCCCUCAGAACAUUCUUAAGGUGACUGAAGAUAUGAAAACAGUGAAUAUCAUUCCAGCUAUAGGUCUGAACGUCCACAGCAUGUUGAAACAUGAGAGUCUGGUUCUCACUCUGGAGGCUGUAAAAUUUCUUGAAAAGAAGCUUCUGUGGCACGAUGUGCGUUACGCUCCCCUGUAUCCCUUCAAACUCCCAUACAGUGACCUGCCAUGAACACAGCACACACUUCAAAGUAUUAAAAUGUUUAUUUCAUAAAAA